UAGCUUCACAGUUCAAGUUAUUACAAGAACCCAAAACAACUCAAAUCAUUCACAAUGAAAUCCUUCGUUUGCAUUGCUCUCUUCGCCGCUAUCUUCAGCGUUGCAUUGGCUGCUACUGCUGUAUCCGGUGUUCAGGAGGCCGAAGCCGAACAACAAGGUGUACAAGGUGCCUACGAAUUGAGCCGUUUCCGUAAAGCGGCUUAUGGUGGUGGCGCCGCCGCUAGCAUUCCAGCWCCUCCUUGCCCAAAGAACUACCUUUUCAGCUGUCAACCUAACUUGGCGCCAGUCGCUUGUUCCGCCCCAGCUGCUGCUCCAUCCUACGGCUCAGCCGGUGCSUACUCAGCGCCCAUCCCAACCUAUGUGGCUCCUAUUCCAUCUGGCUACGCUGGUGUGGGYUACAACCCACAAUUCUAUCAAUAUUGAGGAAACGAUGUGAAUCUUGAAUUAGCCAUGGACUUGCGAUAACUUGCGAAUUGGAGGGAGUACAAGUGGAAUUAGUCAUUUAGUUGUAUUUAUAAAUCAUUUUAGGCGAACAAAUAAUAAAAAAAAAUUAUGAUUUUUUAACGAGAAA
Messenger RNA from Bactrocera latifrons, 571 nucleotides. Its product is annotated as vitelline membrane protein Vm26Aa-like. Lineage: Eukaryota; Metazoa; Arthropoda; Insecta; Diptera; Tephritidae. The record is from RefSeq and is a predicted model, not a curated record. Bases 55 to 423 code for a protein of 122 amino acids. The transcript has a single exon.